AUGUGGCUUAGUGUGCUUGCGAACAGGUGUCGGGGAGACGUGGACAAAAGGGGAAUAGAGGGGGAUGAUGUUGAGGCCCACUUUUCUCCCCACCGUGUCAUAAAAAUGGGGUCUGGUAUUCUUGCUGUGAUGAUGGCACAUGAUGCUGAUGAUAAAAUAAGCACCAACUAUCACACAUUCCACGAUGGCUCUGCGGAGCAAAUGCCACCAAACCGUGAAGAGAGGAAGUGUGAAAAGGAAACCUGUUUCCCCUCACCCCUCAUGCCCUUCGACUUUUGCGGUUGA
Messenger RNA from Rodentolepis nana, 285 nucleotides. Lineage: Eukaryota; Metazoa; Platyhelminthes; Cestoda; Cyclophyllidea; Hymenolepididae. The record is from the annotation of a GenBank genome assembly.